AUGGAGGAUUCGAGAUUGCUUAUCACUCUGGUUCUGGUGUUCGGGGUUAUAUUUCUGAGAAAAUUCUUUCAAAGUAAUCAGCAUCCCUCAGCACAACGCUUGUCCACUACGGGAGUUAACGCACAUGGACGUCCUCAGGGCCCCACGCAGAGUGCUCUGAGAAGGACGAAUAGAGCCAACGGGGGUCAUCCCGUGACGACCCAGAUGGUGGAGACAGUGCAGAACCUUGCCCCCAACUUACACCCUGAGCAAAUUAGAUAUAGUUUGGAAAACACAGGUUCAGUGGAAGAAACUGUGGAAAAAUACCUGCGUGGCGAUGAAUUUAGUUUCCCACCCGGGUUUGAACCUUCCAGAGCGGCAAUUGGCGCCAACGGUGCGGCUACCAAUAACAACGCUGCCGCUGGGGGAGAAUUCAACGACCCUAGAAAGAAGAAUAUGAUAUGUGCCGAGAACCUGCUGGAUAAAUUCCAUGUGAACCCCAACGAAGACAUGAGUCACAUGAACUUUGAAGAUCUGGACAUCGAAGAGAGAAAGAAAUUGUUGGUUUGGCAGGCCAGGAAGAAUCUAGAAACGAAACUGCAAAAUGAUAAGGAUUUGCAAAGUUUGUUGGCUUAA
This is a messenger RNA of Saccharomyces kudriavzevii IFO 1802, 615 nucleotides long. It is a transcript of the gene CUE1, whose product is annotated as Cue1p. NCBI's taxonomy places the organism in Eukaryota, Fungi, Ascomycota, Saccharomycetes, Saccharomycetales, Saccharomycetaceae. The coding region runs from base 1 to 615 and encodes 204 amino acids. The transcript has a single exon. Gene Ontology annotation, molecular function: ubiquitin binding. The record is from RefSeq and is a predicted model, not a curated record.